UUCCUGUCAGCAAUAAUAUGCAGUGCAAUAAAACUAAAGUAGCGUCUGAGACAACGGGAAUUACACUGGCAGUGCGAUAGUAUUAUAGCACGAAGCGGUGUCUUUACUGUGAGUAUUGUGUAGUAGUUUCCACUUCUACCGUCACUAAGUAUUAACCGCCGAUAGGAGAAACGAUAUAACGUUAAACAGUAACACGAUGAUGUGUGUACCUACCAGCAAGAAUUCAAGUGUUUAUCGUCCGUCGUUGAAAUAAUUUACACAGUACUCAACUAUUGAUCCAGCCUUAAGCUGAAAUGAAUUUCUUGCGUAAUCGUCUUGUCAUACUGGGCUUGGUGCUGUCAGCCACGAUAUUGCUGUAUCUAUUGCUGCCGUCCAUCCGGCACGGCGGCAUGGAGCCGUCCCUGGACGUCAAGAAGAUGGGUCUGGCAGCGGCCUCUCCUCCUGCUCCAACCAUCAACAUGUCCAUCCGCACCGGUCAGCUUCCCGGAGACCCCCCGCUGUUCUUCCGAGAAGCUUUACCAAUUGAUGCAUCGGGGAGGCAGAUAUUGCCGAGGCUUCAAGUGGUCCUUCUGCAUGGCCAGGCCUUUUCAUCGAAAACUUGGGAAGAACUUGGUACCCUUGCCUUACUAGCGACUAAUGGAUUCCAAGCAUUGGCUAUGGACCUACCAGGAUUUGGGAAUUCUCCUGACUCGGAUGCACUGAAAAGUGACCAGAAUCGAGUGGACCUCCUUCAGCGUUUCAUGGAGUCGCUUGGCGUCCGGACGGCAGUGCUCCUCAGCCCUUCUAUGAGCGGCCACUAUUCUCUACCGUUCCUCUUCAAGCACAGCACGCAGCUUCAUGGCUAUAUUCCCAUCGCUCCCGUCGGAACACGAAACUACACUCCGCAGCAAUACCAAAACAUUCAGACUCCCACACUGAUUGUGUACGGAGCCCUGGACACUAAUCUGGGUGCACAGUCCCAUAAGAAUCUCAUGCAGCUCCCCAGGCACACAGUGGUGAAGCUGGAGGGGGCACGCCACGCAUGCUACAUGGACAAACCCACAGAGUUCCACCAAGCACUACUGGACUUCCUCAGCAAACUACAGUGAAGGAGAUGAUGGAUCAGGCGACAAAGAGCAUUAUGUCAUAAUAUCUGUUACAGAGUGGUACGGUUACUUCUGUUGUUGAAUUAUUAGAUGAACAAUGCGAUGUAUGUCACUCAGUGUGAGAGUCAUCAGCACAUGUUUGGUUUGGGGUGACUGAAGAUGGCAAAGGAAUUGUUGAGUUACUUGUUAAUGUUAUAAAAUGGUAAUUUUCAUAGUCUACAAAAGUUCUUUACCUAAAAAUAUUUUUUCGUAUUAUGUCAUCUAGAGAUCAACGCUAGACUAGUGGAUCUUGUUAAUGUCUGUGUGAACAUGGUUUUAUUGUUACCAUUUUUGUCGGUGACAUCCCUUCGUCUAAGUAUGAAAUGUUACAGUUUAUGUAUUUAAAAUGUAUCUUAUCCCAUUUUAGCUUUAUAUUCGAUCUGCUUUGAAAAUGUUAAUCUUGGAUUGGUUUGUUGUAUAUUCUUAAAAUGAAAGCUAUGUUAAAGAAAGACUUGCUGCAUUAUACAAUAAGAUUCAAUGAACAACUUAAUCUACGUUAAAAUUAAUAAAAUAUUGCCUAUUUAUUUAAAUUUAGAAACUAAUAUAUUUGGAAAGGAUUUGAGUAGCAAAAAGCAUCAUCUGCAUAUCGUAUUUAAAGUGUGUGCCGUCAUCUGAGUAUUCAGAUUGGUGUAAAUGCUAAGUGUGUUGUUGUAAAUUACUGUCUGUUAAUAUAAAAUCAAUGCGACACAGCCUGUCCAUUGAAACCUACAAGAAA
Messenger RNA from Gadus macrocephalus (Pacific cod), 1839 nucleotides. RefSeq names its product abhydrolase domain containing 14A (gene abhd14a). Bases 294 to 1088 code for a protein of 264 amino acids. NCBI's taxonomy places the organism in Eukaryota, Metazoa, Chordata, Actinopteri, Gadiformes, Gadidae. Gene Ontology annotation, cellular component: cytoplasm. The record is from RefSeq and is a predicted model, not a curated record. The transcript is spliced from 5 exons.